Molecule: messenger RNA, 2534 nt
Organism: Pollicipes pollicipes
Lineage: Eukaryota; Metazoa; Arthropoda; Thecostraca; Pollicipedomorpha; Pollicipedidae
Product: MFS-type transporter SLC18B1
Exons: 12
Coding region: 40-1479 (479 amino acids)
Biological process (GO): transmembrane transport
Molecular function (GO): transmembrane transporter activity
Source: RefSeq, a predicted model, not a curated record
UGGCAACAUCACGGUCCGUGGACGCGCGAGGAGGCCGGGAUGGGAACGUCCACGGCGGAGGACGCCUCUCGGGAGAAGACGCCCACCCGAGCCGGCACCAGGUCACGCACAAUGGCCGACAAGGGCUUCUCACGCCAGCAGUGGGUGACGCUCUUCAUCUUCAGUCUGGCCGACUUCUGCUCGGCGGUCUGCGUCUCGCUGCAGGCGCCAUUCUACCCACACGAGGCGGAGAAAAAAGGCGCCACCGCAACACAAUAUGGAUUCGUGUUCGGCAUAUUUGAGCUCACAGUAUUUCUAGUCAGCCCAUUGUACGGAAAAUAUUUGAACAGGAUAGGACCGAAGUUUGUGUUCAACGCCGGCAUAUUCACAACGGCUUCCUGUUCUAUAUUGUUCGGGUUUUUAGAUAAAGUUUAUGACACGGAACUUUUCAUAGGAUUGAGUUUUGCCAUACGGAUAGUAGAAGCUAUGGGAAAUGCUGGUUUUCUCACAGCAAGUUUUGCAAUCAUCGCCAAAGAAUUCCCCGACAACGUAGCAACCACAUUCGCUUCGCUAGAAACGUUCUUCGGGAUCGGCCUAAUCGUUGGGCCAACGGUCGGAGGCGCUCUAUAUCAGGUCGGUGGAUACACUCUGCCUUUCGUCAGCCUCGGCGGCGUGCUGUUCUUCACGGCCAUUCUGACGUUCAUCGUCCUACCGAAGCACGACGACCACUCGUGCAAGGACGGCAAGGGCGGCGGAGUACGCAAGGCGCUGCGAGUGCCUGGCAUUGCUGUGGCGGCAUUCUCCAUCGUGUCAGCUUCUUCCAGCAUCGGAUUUAUACAGGCCCUAAUGGAGCCUCAUCUGCGACAGUUCGAACUGAAGCCGGUGGUACUCGGGCUUAUGUUCGUCAUCAACGGCGCCGUGUACGCCCUGUGCGCGCCAAUCUGGGGCUGGCUCUGCGACCACCACCUGCAGCCCAAGGUGGCGACGGCCAUCAGCGCCGUGCUGGUGACGGUCGGGUUCGCGCUGCUCGGCCCCGCCCCGUUCCUGGGGCUAGCGCCAUCACUGGGCCUCAUCAGUGUUGCUCUGGUCAUCCACGGCGUCGGCUUCGGCGGUGAGGUGGUCGCCGCGUUCGUGGACGCGCACCGAGAGGCUGUGUACAAUGGCUUCCCGGACAACCUAGACACGUACAGCAUGGUGUCCGGCCUGUGGACGUCGAUGUUUGCGCUCGGCGCCUUCAUCGGACCGUCGCUGGCCGGCAUCCUGUACGACCACUUCGGCUUCGAAUACGCCACGCUGAUGAUUAUCGUCACGCACACAUUGCUGUUUUUGGUGGUGGCGCUUUUCUUGUGCGUUCGACGGCGGCGCACGUUCCGGGAGCUGCAGUCGGCCAACGAGAAGGGCGAACAGGAGCAGGAGAAGAUGCCCAUGCUGACCGGCAGCUUCGACAGCAGCUACGGCAGCGAGGGCAGCGGCAGCAACUCGGAACUGGUGGUCUGGUGAUAGCCGGACCGCGGGCGGUCGCAGCCGUCUGCCGCCCGCCCACACAGUGCUGCGGCGCCCGCUCGGUGCGGAGGGACGCGCGCGGAGCUGGCGGCCUGGUGGUGUCUCUGCACGGCGCGCGCGUGGUGGGGAGCUGGCAGCCAGAUGACACCCGCCCCGCGCGGAACUGGCGGCCUGGUGGUGUCUCCGCACGAAGCUGACGAUCUUGCGCGAGCUUCCCGGUGCCGACCGCGUGCGCCAUGCUUCUGAACAUCGGGAGCAGAGCAGCCUCAGACAGCGGUGUUGCUCACGUUCGCUCCGGGACAGCGUAUUCAUCUAAAGCGACCGGCGGACGCUCCAGCCACGCCUUCGGUCGGAGGACGCGCGCGAUGGGACGAAGCAGCGGCGUCCGCUGGGGCCCGGCGCACGCCCCUUGACGAGACUGGUGGUGUGGCAGCGACGGUCGACGGUCCACCCGGCGGCGUCCGCACGCCGGACUACUCCCACCAGGCGUCAUCGCGACUGGGGCAAGGCGCGUGUCGAGUGCGACGCGGCGGUUGAGAGGCGGGUUCGCGAUUGCUGACGCCUCGGGAGCGCCGCAUGUACGCACGCGCACGCGCGCUGGCGAGCGCUAACAGAUGACCCGAGCGGGGACCAGCGCCAGGCUGUGGAGCUUCGGUGUGAGGUGCUCCAGGCGUGAAUGCACCAGGGCUGUCACGCGUCGUGGUGCUCUGCGCUGUCUAUACUCAGAGAAUGCAAGUCAGGGUCCGUGUUGCCUCUAAAGCGUGGCCACAGCGUUCCGGAAAGCGAACUCGUGGAGAACGCCUGGCGCGCCGCCGCGUGCUGAGUUGGCUGCCAAGUGACCCACUACCACGUACACGAAACAUACCGGGGAUGCGGGCUCUGUUCGACUUGUUCAUGAUAGCUUUUUGUGUACGUAUUUGGGGGUGGUGCAUCCCUGACUUGUAAAAUACAAUGUUUAAAAAUGUGCUCAAUCUUUGGUGACUUAGAAGACGCAACGCAUUUAGCUCAGAUUAACGCGCAAUAGCAGCAGCAAGAUACAAGCCGAUGAGGAA